UUUAUUUGAGAAGUUCUGUUUAACCAAAAAUCUUUAAAAAAACCUCUUUUUUCAAUAAUUUUACAUUAAAUCAAUAUUUAGUAGACAAUAACUUAUAUUAUGUCUCAAGAAAAAAAACAUCAGCUUAAGACAGCGGAAGAAGAAGAGGAAACAAAUGAUUAUGGUACAUCUAUUCUGUCUUAUAAUACUCAAUGGGCACAGCUUGAAAACCAAGAAAAACAACGAUUAAAAAUUUUACUGGAUAGUUUUAACGAAGAUCAAAUGAGACGGUACGAAAUCUUUCGUCGAGCAAAUAUUGAUAAGCCAAGCCUUAGAAAGAUGGUGAAUUGUAUCUUAAAUCAAAGUAUUACACCAAAUAUUUGUAUUGUUAUUUCUGGAUUUGUUAAAGUAUUUAUUGGAGAAAUUGUUGAAAAAGCACUGGAUAUUCAAAAAAAAUGGGGACAUUCAGGGCCAUUGGCACCAAAACAUUUGAGAGAAGCGUAUCGGUUGUAUAAACAAGAAACUAAACGAAUACCGCAAAACAGAGUAAAUAGGUGUUUAUUUCGAUAAUCUAUUCUAGGAAGAAUGAUAGAUAUUAGUGCUGCAGUAAAAAAAGUUGAGAAGAUAAAGAAAAAUUGAUAAAACAAUAUUCAAAUAAACAAAAUUCAAUAUAUCAGCCAAUUUCAUAGUAAAACUAGAUAAAUACUCAUUAAAUGAAGCUGUUCUAUAUA
Molecule: messenger RNA, 710 nt
Organism: Pneumocystis murina B123
Lineage: Eukaryota; Fungi; Ascomycota; Pneumocystomycetes; Pneumocystales; Pneumocystaceae
Exons: 4
Coding region: 100-549 (149 amino acids)
Biological process (GO): transcription initiation at RNA polymerase II promoter; RNA polymerase II preinitiation complex assembly
Cellular component (GO): transcription factor TFIID complex; nucleus
Molecular function (GO): transcription coactivator activity; protein heterodimerization activity
Source: RefSeq, a predicted model, not a curated record